Messenger RNA from Trametes versicolor FP-101664 SS1, 621 nucleotides. RefSeq lists its product as uncharacterized. The annotation marks the transcript as partial. Lineage: Eukaryota; Fungi; Basidiomycota; Agaricomycetes; Polyporales; Polyporaceae. The transcript is spliced from 3 exons. The record is from RefSeq and is a predicted model, not a curated record.
CAGCCCUACCCCAUCUCGCUCCCUGAAGAUCUCCGCUCUAUAACCGUGCGGCGCGAGCUGCUCGCGAAGCGGUACGGGGGCAGCUCGAUGGACACCUUCCCUGGCCCAAGCGCAGAGAAGCUCGCACAGCACGGCCGCGGAAACCUCAUGUGCAUCAAUCUCCUCUGGAACCCGCACGCGCCACAAGUUCCCGGGCAUGCCGGCCUCUACUUCGACACGAUCCUCCCCGGGGAUCCGUGGACGGCGCGCAAGGGCCACUCGGAGCGCCAGACCCUGUUUGUAAAGAUCAAGACCGGAAAGUGGCUGUAUCUGGGCGAGUAUGAGGCACAUCCUGCGCCGUUGCUGACGGUGGCACAGUGGCACGGUCUUGCAGACGCAGUUCGUGGGGUGUGGACGAAGAACAUCUCCGAGAAGGAUUGGGGAAGGACUCUUCGGGCACGCAUACACCUCCGUCGUACUCUGGGACGCGAGCCCACUCGGGCGGAGGUCGAUAGUGCGGACGGCCUGUUUAAGCAUGUCACUCGUGAGCAAGUCAACAACGCACUCGGGGCCGGGCAUGAGUGCAUCCGGGCGUGGUCCAUGAAGUGCAUUGGCUACGACGAAGACUUUCAACGAGAGGUC